UGGGACUGGCUCGGCACCGUGUCACUGUGACCCACACGGAGCGUUAAGGCUUCCGAGCUCCCUUCGGUCCGGACUGCGCCGUUCUCCCCGGUGUCCUUCCCCCGUGAGCCGCCGCGCUGCUCGCUCUGCGCUACUGCUCCCCGUGUGGAUAUGCAAGAUGCCUUUAACUGUCUUGGCUCGAAGCAUCUGAAAGGAACUGGAGCUCAAGAUGAGAACCAACAAGGUCUACAAGCUCGUCAUACAUAAGAAGGGGUUUGGAGGCAGUGAUGAUGAACUGGUGGUGAAUCCUAAAGUGUUUCUUCAAAUCAAGCUGGGAGAUGUUGUGGAAAUUGCACAUCCCAAUGAUGAAUACAGUCCCUUGCUUCUACAAGUGAAGUCACUUAAGGAAGAUUUGCAGAAAGAAACGAUCAGUGUGGAUCAGACAGUGGCACAAGUGUUCCGCCUGCGGCCCUACCAGGAUGUCCAUGUCAAUGUUGUUGACCCAAAGGAGGUGACCUUGGACUUGGUGGAGCUGACAUUUAAAGAUCAGUACAUUGGCCGUGGGGAUAUGUGGCGACUGAAGAAGAGUUUGGUCAGCACAUGUGCAUAUGUCACCCAAAAAGUCGAAUUUGCAGGUAUCAGGGCCCAGGCAGGUGAACUGUGGGUAAAGAGUGAGAAAGUCACUUGUGGAUACAUCAGUGAAGACACCAGGGUGGUGUUCCGCUCCACUUCUGCCAUGGUUUAUAUUUUUAUCCAGAUGAGCUGUGAAAUGUGGGAUUUUGAUAUUUAUGGGGAUCUAUACUUUGAGAAAGCUGUGAAUGGUUUCCUUGCUGACCUCUUCACAAAAUGGAAGGAGAAGAAUUGCAGCCAUGAAGUGACAGUGGUUCUAUUUUCAAGAACAUUUUAUGAAGCAAAAUCUAUAGAUGAGUUUCCUGAAACACAUCGUGCAUCAAUUCGGCAGGAUCAUGAGGGAAGAUUUUAUGAAGAUUUUUACAAAGUUGUAGUUCAGAAUGAGAGGCGGGAAGAGUGGACCUCCUUGCUUGUGACCAUUAAAAAGCUUUUCAUCCAGUAUCCUGUUUUGGUACGACUUGAGCAAGCAGAGGGCUUUCCUCCGGGUUACAAUUCUACCUCAGCACAAGGGAACUACCUGGAGGCCAUAAAUCUUUCAUUUAAUGUGUUUGACAAGCAUUACAUCAACCGCAACUUCGACCGCACGGGGCAGAUGUCGGUGGUGAUCACCCCUGGCGUGGGCGUGUUCGAGGUGGAUCGGCUGCUCAUGAUCCUCACCAAGCAGCGCAUGAUUGACAAUGGGAUAGGUGUGGAUUUGGUAUGCAUGGGAGAGCAACCCUUGCAUGCUGUGCCACUCUUUAAGCUCCAUAAUCGCUGUGGCCCUGGUGACUCACGAAUGGGUGAUGACUACAAUAUCCCACACUGGAUAAAUCACAGUUUCUACACAUCCAAAAGCCAACUCCUGUGUAACAGCUUCACUCCACGGAUCAAGCUGGCAGGAAGGAAGCCACUGACGGAGAAAGCAAAAAAUAAUCGUGAUGCCUCAUUAGGAGCUCCAAAGGAUGCUGAAAAUGCUUUGCCUAUCCAGGUAGAUUAUGAUGGCUAUGAUGCCCAGGUGUUCAGACUGCCAGGCCCAGCCAGAGCCCAGCGCUGUACCACUUUCAGCAGGUCAGUGAGGGAGAGGGAAAGCCGCACGAGGAAGAGCUCCAGCUCCUACGAUGUGUCGUGCAGCCCCUCCCUGCAGAGCCGCACCCUGCCCCCGGAGGAGGUGAGGAGCCAGGCUUCUGACGACAGCUCCCUGGGCAAGAUCUCCAACAUCCUCAUGAUCCCACGGCCUCACCUGCACCAGUGUGAAGUCAGCAGCUCCUUGGGCUAUACCAGCACCAGAGAUUUCCUGGAGAACACUCUGGAGUCCCAGCAGCGCGACUCCAGCGCCCCGGGCCGGUUCCACGUGGGCAGCGCCGAGUCCCUGCUGCACGUACGGCCGGGGGGGUUCGCUCCGCAGCGCGCCCUCAUCAACCCCUUCGCCCCGUCCCGCAUGCCCAUGAAGCUGACCUCGAACCGCCGGCGCUGGAUGCACACCUUCCCCGUGGGUCCCUCAGGAGAAGCUAUCCAGAUCCAUCACCAAACCCGGCAGAACAUGGCAGAAAUGCAGGGCAGUGGGCAGCAGGAUUUGACACAUUCCUCGGCAGAGCUGCUGGAGCUGGCUUACCAUGAGGCAACUGGCAGACACGUCAGCUCUCGGCACCCAGGGGACAGUGGCUCCUUCCUGAGCUUCGGCGGGGCAGAGGAGUUCGGGAACGGGCUGGGGGCCGGCCCCGGAGCAGGGGUGACCCUCAAAACUCAGAACAAGGAUUCCUUAGAAGAUGCUGUCUCUAAUUCUCCAGAUCCAAUUCUGACGCUGUCUGCUCCCCCCAUAGUGCCAGGCUUCUGUUGUACAGUUGGAGUGGACUGGAAAUCCCUCACAACCCCGGCCUGCCUCCCUCUCACCACCGAUUACUUCCCCGACCGCCAGAGCCUGCAGAACGAUUACACCGAGGGCUGCUACGACCUCCUGCCAGAGGCUGACAUGGACAGGUUUGGCCAGCACCUCCUCUCUCCAGUCCUGUGCUUAAGGAGCAGGAGGGAUGAGGAAGGAGUGCAGAUGACAGCCCAGCAGGUGUUUGAGGAGUUCAUUUGUCAGCGUCUCAUGCAAGGCUAUCAGAUUAUUGUGCAAUCCAAGCCACAGAAGCCAGCCCCAGCUGUGCCACCCCCUCUCAGCAGCAGUCCCCUCUACAGCAGAGGUCUUGUGUCAAGAAAUAGACCUGAGGAAGAGGAUCAGUACUGGCUGAGCAUGGGCCGUACUUUCCACAAAGUCACCUUAAAAGACAAAAUAAUUACUGUGACUCGGUACCUGCCAAAGUAUCCAUAUGAAUCUGCUCAGAUAAACUACACCUACAGCUUGUGCCCCUCACACUCUGACUCUGAAUUUGUCUCUUGCUGGGUAGAAUUUUCCCAUGAGAGACUAGAAGAGUACAAGUGGAAUUACUUGGAUCAGUAUAUCUGCUCUGCUGGCUCAGAGGAUUUCAGCCUCAUCGAGUCGCUGAAGUUCUGGAGGACGCGGUUCCUGCUGCUGCCCGCCUGCAUCAGCGCCACCAAGCGCAUCAUGGAGGGGGAGGCGCACUGCGACGUGUACGGCGACAAGCCCCGCUCGGACGAGGAGGAGUGGCAGCUCCUCGAUGGCUUCAUCCGCUUCGUGGAGGGCCUGAACCGCAUCCGCCGCCGCCACCGCUCCGAUCGAAUGAUCCGAAAAGGGUCUGCCAUGAAAGGUUUGCAGAUUGCUGGUCCAAUUCCCACUCAUUCUCUGGAGCAGUCUGGGCCUCCCAUUGGGAAAAAAGGAACCUCAGCACUGUCAGCUCUGCUGCAGAUGGAAGCCAGUCAGAAGACACUGGGGGAGCAGCAAGCAGCCAUGCUUUCUGGGAAGAGCUCUGGCCAGCCUUCAGAGAGUGGGAGCAUUGCUAUCACACCCACCUACAUGGACAGCCCUCGGAAGGAUGGGGCCUUCUUUAUGGACUUUGUUCGCAGCCCACGCACAGCUUCAACCUUCUACUCCCAGAGAUGUUGCUGUGUUUACUCCUCCCAGGUCUCUAUUGAUCAAUCAGUUCCUGCAACCUCAGAUGGCAGCACCUUGCUACCCUCCGGGCAGGUCCCUGACAGGGGCAGCACCCAGGCCCUGGGGAGCACCCAGAAUGCUGCAGAGCUGGGAUACAGCACAGCUGGUGCUGCAGAGGGCAGCUCUCAGCAGUGUUCAACAAGUGCUCUGACUUCCUCCUCCACUUUGGUAGAGAUUCUUGAAGCCAUGAAACACCCCACCACAGGGAUCCAGCUGCUCUCUGAACAGAAGGGCCUCUCCCCCUACUGCUUCAUCAGUGCCGAAGUUGUGCACUGGCUGGUGAAUAAUGUGGAAGGGGUGCACACCCAGGCCAUGGCCAUUGACAUAAUGCAGAAAAUGUUAGAAGAGCAGCUUAUUGUCCAUGCAUCUGGAGAAGCUUUGCGAACCUUCAUUUAUGGCUUUUAUUUUUACAAGAUUGUUGUGGACAAAGAACCAGACCGAGUGGGGCUGCAGCAGCCUGCCAUGUGGCACACGGCUGCCAUGGACGACUUCUCGGCCUUCCAGAGGAAAUGGUUUGAGGUGGCCUUUGUGGCAGAAGAGCUCCUGCACUCGGACAUCCCGGCGUUCUUCCUGCCCUGGCUGCCCAGCCGCCCCGCCUCCUAUGCAAGUAGGCACAGUUCCUUUAGCCGCAGUUUCGGAGGACGGAGCCAGGCAGCUGCACUCUUAGCUGCCACGGUGCCCGAGCAGCGCACGGUGACGCUGGAUGUGGAUGUGAACAACCGCACGGACCGCCUGGAGUGGUGCAGUUGUUAUUACCAUGGCAAUUUCUCCCUCAACGCUGCCUUUGAAAUCAAGUUACACUGGAUGGCAGUGACUGCAGCUGUUCUUUUUGAGAUGGUUCAGGGUUGGCACCGCAAAGCCACGUCCUGUGGGUUCCUGCUGGUCCCAGUCCUGGAGGGCCCCUUUGCUCUGCCCAGUUACCUGUAUGGGGACCCCCUGCGAGCUCAGCUCUUCAUCCCACUCAACGUCAGCUGCUUGCUGAAGGAGGGCAGUGAGCAUUUGUUUGAUGGCUUUGAACCAGAAACAUACUGGGACCGAAUGCAUCUGCUCCAGGAAGCAAUAGCACACAGAUUUGGAUUUGUACAAGAUAAAUAUUCAGCAUCUGCAUUCAACUUCCCAGCAGAAAAUAAGCCCCAGUAUAUCCAUGUCACAGGGACGGUGUUUUUGCAGCUGCCAUAUUCCAAGAGGAAAUUUUCCAGCGGGCAGCAGCGGCGCCGGCGCAACUCCACCAGCUCCAGCAACCAGAACAUGUUCUGUGAGGAGCGCAUUGGCUACAACUGGGCCUACAACACCAUGCUGACCAAAACGUGGCGCUCCAGCGCCACUGGUGAUGAGAAGUUCGCAGACCGGCUGCUGAAAGACUUCACAGACUUCUGCUGGAACAAGGACAGCCGGCUCGUGAUGUUCUGGACUGAUUGUCUGGACAAGAUGCAUGCUAGUGCUCCCUGAAUAGGGUUGUAUCUCUUAGGGAGACAGCUAGAAGCUUUACCUUGUGGCAAGGAAGUAGAAGUGAAGAGUCUCUCUCUUCACUUGGAGAUUGGAUUCAUAUUGAGGCUCCAAGAGGACCUGAGUGAUAUUGCUGUUGAUAUUCAACAGGGUUUGAUUAAGUGCUUGGAAAAAAAAGAAUUUGAGCUCUUGGCUUGCUGGUAUCUAUCACCUGACCUCAGCUUGGUUUCAAGUAGCUACAGUCCUUGAUUGCCAAAACUUCAGUUAGAGCAGAGGUAAAGGAGAGAGAGUGCAAAUGGUUUUCAAGGGCGGUUGGAUUCAGCACAGUGUGAUGGUAUCAGCUUCCCCUCACUGGGAAUGAUGAGUGCCCUUGGCUUCUGAAUGUGCCUGGCAGCAGUCUGCCCCUUCCAAGGUGUACCUGAUUGUGUGAAUAUGUACGAUAAGACGUGAGAGAUGCUUGUUAAGUUUUCAUACAUGUAAAUAAGUAAAAUGCAGAAAAUGAAGUGA
Messenger RNA from Sturnus vulgaris (Common starling), 5593 nucleotides. Lineage: Eukaryota; Metazoa; Chordata; Aves; Passeriformes; Sturnidae. The record is from RefSeq and is a predicted model, not a curated record.